ACAACGGGUACACUCGGAAAAGAAAGUCUUGGUUUCACUGGUGACCGCGUUAUGCGUCCUUCGGACAUCGCGUCCCCACACCAGGGUUUCGGAGCGCCUCCCAGUAAGUUAAAACCCCUGAACGCGGUCGUCGCUCUUGCUCUGAGUCCUCUCAUUUCGCCUGUCUCGGCGUCACCUGAAGACUUUCGGUCCCGGUUCCUGAGGCAGGCACCGGCCCCAAGUUUCUGCCUUCGGUCCGUAUAGACGCUGACCUCCUGCAGCGCUGUUUUCCUGCUCUGACUGCCUUUAUCAAACCUCUCUCCGACUCCCGGCUCCCUGCCCGACCUCACCCUCCUCGGCCCGAUUUCGUUCUGUCAAAUCCACAAUCCUGGAGGAUGGAUUACCCUUGACCUCCAAGGAGAGCGGAAGGGGAGUGCUGAGGCAGAAGUUUCUGCAACUAGUGAGGCAUCAAAUAUUGUGCAGGAAGAACGUCAGGUAUUGCAACAAGGCGAGGCCAGUCUGUGGGAGGAGGAAUAGAAAGAGGAGGAAACAAAAUGAUGCACAGAAAAGAGGAAGAAGCGCAGAAAUGGACAGAGGAGACGAGAGACACAGAAGGAUCCAGGGAGACAUACAGAGAAAAAAAGCACACAGCGGUAGAGAAAGCGGGAGUACCCAAACCUAGGCAGAUUCUUUACUGUCUGAGCCACCAAGGAAGCCCAGAUUGUUGGAUGGAUGAGCCUCUUAUUUUACAUCAACCAGUGCUUGGAUGCUGGCUGCCCAGAAUAAUUUUACCUGAGAAAGAAGCUCAGAGGAAGAGGAAAGAAAGAAGGGAUGGCCCUUUCCCAGGGACUAUUUACAUUCAGGGAUGUGGCCAUCGAAUUUUCUCAGGAGGAAUGGGAAUGCCUGGCCCCUUCUCAGAGGGCCUUGUAUAGGGACGUGAUGCUGGAUACCUACAGGAACCUGGUCUCCCUGGGUGAGGAUAACUUCUCUCCGGAAGUUGAUGAUCUUAUAGGAAUCCUUUCUGCUGGAUUUGCAAUUAACAAAUUAUCACCAAGAGAGAACACUAAUGUAGGAGAAUUAUAUGGAAAUGAAAACCGUGGCAUCAAGGAUUUUGACCUCGAGGAAGUAUGUGAAAAUAUGCAGGAGAAUGAGAGUGAGUGGGGAUGUGAUGCAAGAAAUGACAAAGACUUGCUUUUGACCCAUAACAAAAAUCUCAGUCAGAGAGAAGAUCAGUAUAAUAAAUCCUUAAUUAAUUUUCCUCAGAGUGUUUCUACAUAUGAAUAUUUCAUGCAUGACAAGUCAUUCCUAAGAAGUUGGUUAACAAUGAAAAAUAAUAUGAACAUUGCUAGAAACAAAGAUAUAAAGUGUUUAGACAAUAGAACUGGAGCAAGGCUGCAGGCACAGGUGGCUGAACUGCAGAGAUUUACAACUGAGGAGAAAAUGUAUAGAGGCACUCAAGUUGAGAAGUCAGUCAGCAAUGGUUCCUCAGUUUCCCCACUUCAUAGAAUUCCUCUUACUGUGGAAACUACCAUGUUACCCACACAACACAGGAGAACACACACUGAAGAAAAAUCUUACAACUGUAAUGACUGUGGGAAGGCUUUUAGCAAAAGCUCAAACCUCAGAAAUCACAGGAGAAUUCACUCUGGACAGAAACCUUACAAAUGUAAUGUGUGUGGCAAAGCCUUUAACCAGGGUUCUAAUCUCACUACACAUCAGAGAGUGCACACAGGAGAGAAACCAUAUAAAUGUGAUGUCUGUGGCAAGGUCUUCAGUAGAAACUCACACCUUGAAAAUCAUCAGAGGAUGCACACUGGAGAGAAACCUUACAAAUGUAAUGAAUGUGGUAAGGCGUUUAUCCAGUGUUCACUCCUUUGGAGUCAUGAGAAAAUGCACAGUGGUGAGAAACCUUACAAAUGUAAUGAAUGUGGCAAAGCAUUUGCUGAGCGGUCAAGCCUUAACAAACACAAGAAAAUCCAUACUGGAGAGAAACCGUACAAGUGUACUGUGUGUGGCAAAGCCUUUACCAUGAGAUCAAAUCUUACCCAACACGAGACAAUCCAUACUGGAGAGAAACCUUACAAAUGUAGUGAAUGUGGCAGAGCUUUUACCCAAUUUUCACGCCUUAGUCGACAUCAGAAAAUGCACACUGGAGAGAAACCACACAAGUGUAAUGUGUGUGGUAAGGCUUUUAUUGAACUUUCACAACUUUGGGGUCAUGAGAGAAUUCAUACUGGAGAGAAACCACACAAGUGUAAUGUGUGUGGUAAGGCUUUUAUUGAACUUUCACAACUUUGGGGUCAUGAGAGAAUUCAUACUGGAGAGAAACCACACAAGUGUAAUGUGUGUGGCAAGGGAUUUACCCAACGUUCAAGCCGUUUGGCACAUCAGAGAAUUCAUACAGGAGAAAAAUCUUACAAAUGUAAAGACUGUGAUAAGGCCUUUAUCCAACGUUCCCAACUUUGGGGUCACGAGAGAACUCACACUGGAGAGAAACCUUACAAAUGUAAUGAGUGUGGCAAAGCUUUCACAAUGCGUUCAUACCUUACUCAACAUAAAACCAUCCAUACUGGAGAGAAACCUUACAAAUGUCAUGAAUGUGGCAGAGCUUAUACCCAAUUUGCAAGCCUCAGUAGGCAUCAAAAAAUGCAUACUGAAAACAGACAUAAAUCCAACACAUGUGGCAGUGCUUUUAUUCAGAACUUGAGCUUUGGGGAUCAUCUGACAAUUCAUAGUAGAAAGAAACCUUAAAAUGUAAUGCCUGACACAAAACUUGUGCAAGUAUUCAAGCCCUACUCAGGUUGAGAGACUCCAUCAUGGAGGAGGAGACAUACAGAUAGCCAGUAGGUACAUGAUACGAUGCACAGCAUCACCAAUCAUCAGGGAAAUUCAAGUCAAAACCACAAUGAGAUACCACCUCACACCUGUCAGAAUGGACUGUCAUCGAAAGGACAAGUCACAGUGUUGGUGAAGAUGAAAGAAGGGAACCUCAAGCACUUUUGGUAGGAUUGUAAAUUGGUAGCUACUAUGGCAAACUAUGGCCACUCCUCAAAAAAUUAAAAAUAGAGCUGCCAUAUAAUCCAGCAAUAGCACAUCUAGCUAUUUACCUAGAGAAAACAAAAAUGCUCAUUCAGAAAAUAUA
Molecule: messenger RNA, 3121 nt
Organism: Odocoileus virginianus texanus
Lineage: Eukaryota; Metazoa; Chordata; Mammalia; Artiodactyla; Cervidae
Source: RefSeq, a predicted model, not a curated record